GCCAACGUAUACGUUGUCAAUUCAUGAUGACGACACUCAGGCCUUUCACGUGUAACGAUCUGUUUAAAUUCAAUAAUGUAAACUUGGAUCCCCUUACAGAGACAUAUGGAUUGUCUUUUUACACUCAUUACCUGGCCCACUGGCCAGAAUAUUUUCAAGUGGCAGAAUCACCAAGCGGAGAAAUUAUGGGUUACAUUAUGGGAAAGGCAGAAGGAUACAGGGAGAAUUGGCACGGUCACAUAACUGCUCUCACAGUCUCUCCUAGUUAUAGAAGAUUAGGUCUGGCUGCAAUGCUUAUUAAAUCUUUAGAAGAGGUCUCGGAAAAGAAACAAGCAUAUUUUGUGGAUCUUUUUGUCAGAGUUAGUAAUAAAGUGGCAAUCAAAAUGUAUCAAGAGUUGGGAUACAUUGUGUAUAGGACUGUUCUAGAAUAUUACAAUGGAAAUCCGGAUGAAGAUGCUUUUGAUAUGAGGAAGGCACUUUCAAGGGAUGUGAAGAAAAAAUCAGUCAUACCGUUGACUCAUCCAGUGAAACCAGAAGAAAUAGACUGAAUGUAUGUCUAAAUAUAUAUUUAAAAAAUCGACGUGAAAUA
Messenger RNA from Dufourea novaeangliae, 589 nucleotides. RefSeq names its product N-alpha-acetyltransferase 20 (gene Naa20A). Gene Ontology annotation, biological process: N-terminal peptidyl-methionine acetylation. The record is from RefSeq and is a predicted model, not a curated record. Gene Ontology annotation, cellular component: NatB complex. NCBI's taxonomy places the organism in Eukaryota, Metazoa, Arthropoda, Insecta, Hymenoptera, Halictidae. The transcript has 7 exons. Bases 24 to 548 code for a protein of 174 amino acids. Gene Ontology annotation, molecular function: protein-N-terminal amino-acid acetyltransferase activity.